Messenger RNA from Manihot esculenta (cassava), 1065 nucleotides. Its product is annotated as pectinesterase 2. Gene Ontology annotation, biological process: cell wall modification. The record is from RefSeq and is a predicted model, not a curated record. The transcript has 2 exons. The coding region runs from base 1 to 1065 and encodes 354 amino acids. Gene Ontology annotation, molecular function: pectinesterase activity; pectinesterase inhibitor activity. Lineage: Eukaryota; Viridiplantae; Streptophyta; Magnoliopsida; Malpighiales; Euphorbiaceae.
AUGGCUUCCUUGCAGAUUGCAAGUCUCAUUUUUCUACUCAUUCUUCUGUCCUGGACAGUCCAAGGACAACAUAAAACAACGUUUGACUUGAUUGUAGCAACGGAUGGCAAUGGAAACUAUAGCAAGAUCAUGGAUGCAAUCGCAGCUGCUCCAAAGCUCAGUGCUAGGAAAUUCAUCAUCAAAAUUGAAAAAGGAAUUUAUACUGAAAAUGUCCUCGUUGAAGAUGACAAAACAAAUAUCAUUUUCAUCGGUGAUGGCAUUGAUAAAACAAUUAUCUCUGGGAGUAGAAGCGCUGGAGGUGGCUACAAGACAUACGACACAGCUACGUUAGGUAAAAUUUUUGACAGAUUCUACUUCAUUUUAGGGAUUCAUGGUGAUGGGUUCAUGGCAAUGGACAUGACAAUUGAAAAUACAGCUGGGGCAGCAAAUAUGCAAGCUGUUGCACUCCGCAGCAGUGCUCGAUCAGUCUUUUACCGUUGCAAAUUUUCUGGGUAUCAAGAUACGCUUUAUACUCAUCAGAACAAGCAAUUUUAUAGGCAAUGUGAAAUUUAUGGCACGAUAGAUUUCAUUUUUGGCGAUGCAACCGUGGUUCUUCAAAACUGUGCGAUUUAUGCCCGUCUUCCUCCAAAAGGUGAAUCAAACACAAUAACUAUUACAGCACAGGGGAGAAAUAAAUCUACUAAAACCACAGGGAUAGUAAUUCAAAAUUGUACUAUAACAGCAGCAGAUGAUCUUAAGAGAAGUGGAUCAUCAUUAAUCAAAUCAUAUCUUGGAAGACCAUGGAAGGAAUACUCAACAACGAUAGUCAUGCAAAGCUUCAUAGACAAUAUAAUAGACCCCGCUGGAUGGUUAGAGUGGGAGGAUAACAAAACCAAUUUGGCAACCAUAUUCUAUGCAGAAUAUGGAAAUAGAGGACCUGGAGCUGCUACAAAUAGAAGAGUCAAAUGGACCAGCUACCACAAAAUUAAUAGGCGUGAGGCCAUGAAAUUCACUGUUAGGAACUUUAUCUCAGGAAAUGAAUGGCUUCCAUCUCUAGGAAUCCCAUUCUUUCUUGAUCUCAUGUGA